Messenger RNA from Ziziphus jujuba (common jujube), 3752 nucleotides. RefSeq lists its product as uncharacterized. The coding region runs from base 773 to 2722 and encodes 649 amino acids. Gene Ontology annotation, molecular function: protein binding. Lineage: Eukaryota; Viridiplantae; Streptophyta; Magnoliopsida; Rosales; Rhamnaceae. The record is from RefSeq and is a predicted model, not a curated record. The transcript is spliced from 2 exons.
UCUGGCUCUUGCUCCGAUCAGGAAACGUUUUGUAUGUGUUCCAUUAAUUUCGUCGUGGUUUGCAUUCUCGGCGGUGAAAUCGGGAAAUUCGUUGGUUUCUUCUAAUCACUGAAGAUUGAGGGGAUUGAAUUGUGAGCGGAUUUUGAGGUUUGGGAAUUGGGCAAAUGGGUUUUUCCUUCAUUUGCGAUUUGGUUUUCUUUGGGUAAUCAGCGGAUCUUUGAGCGCCGCGGUAGUAUGUGUGAUCCGAAAUGCUAUCACAUUGGUUCUUGGCUUGUGGAUGAUGAUAAUGAUAAUUCCUCUUGAGUUGUUUUUUUCUUAGGGAUUCGGGAUUAAUGUGGAUUUUCUCUUUUCAUCUUUCUUCGAUACCGUAUGUUUGGACAAGAUCCAUAAUUGGGUUGUUUUUGGAAUUGGUGGACCAGAAUCACGAGGAAUUUCGUGCUACCUCCCAUGGUUUAUGACCGGAACUGGUCUGGAGUGUUGGUGAUAGUCCGCUUGGUGUCUUAGGCACAAGGAAAAUUAAAGAAUUGUGUAAUUUAAUCCGUAUAAAGAUGAGAGAGAUGGGUUCAUGGCACCGAUUUUUGAUUCGGAUAAUUAGUAUUACGACUGUUAAGGUUCUUGGAGUUUAAUAUAGGAAGGGGGGAUGACCAUUAAUUUAAUGGGCACAGAUUGAUCUCCAUUCUGAAUAGUAACAUUUGGUUUUCCAUGCAUUGGGUUCAUGUCCUGCUUUCCUGUGAUUGUGGACAUUGUAACUUAUUGAUUGAAGUGCAGAAAUAUGUCUCCAGCAUCAAGAUCUAAAUCAAAGGAUAAGAAAGCUAGCAAGGAAGCCCAGAAGGUGUCUUCAAAGCCUUCAGGACCUGCUAAUGCUGGUAAUGGUAUACCAGCUAGUGCAUACAAUCCACUUUUAGGGACUUUUCAUACUCUUGAAUUGUCAUCAGCACCCUCUACAUCUCCUCUUCACUCUAAUGGUCGUUUCCGGAACAUAGAUGACACAGAUGAUCAUUCCGGUGGCUCGCUUACAACUGGGAUUGAGUAUGAUUCUGUUUCUAAUAAUGGUAGCUGGUCUGGUGAGUCAGAAGAUCACAAAGAUAAGACAUCAAAUCCUGCAGCCCGGCAGGAAACAAUACCAGGAGCUGACAAUGACAAACGAGAAAAGAUCCGUCAGAAGAAUGAAAGAAAGCAUCAGCGGCAGAAGGAGAGACGAGCUCAGGAAUUACAUGAUAAAUGCAAUGGCUAUCUUAUGACAAGAAAGCUUGAAUCACUGGCUCAACAGCUUGAGGCAAUGGGAUUUUCACUUGAUCGUGCUACAAUGGCUCUUAUACUGAAUGAAGGUAGAGUAGAAGAGUCAGUUGCUUGGUUGUUUGAAGGUGGAGAAGAAGCCGAUAAGCACAGGGAUCCUGAUCCAAGUGGGGGCAACAUAAAAAUUGACAUAUCAGAAGAGCUUGCUCGAAUUGCAGAUUUGGAAACAAGGUAUAAAUGGUCAAGACAGGAGGUUGAAAGGGCUGUUGUCUCCUGUGAGGGUGACCUUGAGAAGGCUAUAGAAAGCAUUAGAUUAGCUAAACAAGAUCCACCUUCUGGUUCACCUAAGCCAGAAGAAACGGGCGAUCCUCCAACUGCCAAUGGCAAGCUUUCAGUUGGUGUUAGUCAGAAUUUGAGGUCGCAAGCAAAAUCCAAUCCUCCCCCUACAAUACAGCAAAGAAAGGAUGAAAAAGAUUUUAACUACACAAAGCAAGCAGUCACAGUUUUAGGGUCUUCAGAAUCUGCAAGCAAAAACCUGCAGCCUCUGAAGAGAGUUCAACCAAAGAUGGAGUGGCCAAAACCUCAACAGCCAGCAAUGCCAGUAGAGAAACGAUGGCUGAAUGCAGGAUCAAAUCCUUCUGUUUCCUAUUCUUUGGUGUCACCUUUACAGGUCUCUUCAUCACCAGCCAAGACAGAAACUCGCUAUGUAGCAAUGGGAAAUGAAAUAAAAAACCUUCAGACUGGAACAGUGAGGGAGCCAGUUAUUGUAAUGCAGCGUCCCCAAUCUCUCAAUGCAAAGCAAGCUCCGGCUAGUAUGAGCUCAACACUUCCUGGAACAGCUGCUAGUUGGUAUCCUUCUAAUAAUGUUGAAGCUAUGAGGUCCAGUGGCUUCUUGCCUCAAAUUCCGAGUACUAGAAGCCUCAGUCCAAACAAGCUGAGCUCAAAUCAGAUAUACCACCAAUUCCAAUAUCAACAACAGCAACACUUUGUUCCUGGAAGCAGCCCUGGGGAUUCCCCUGGAUCAAGCCGAGGCAAUGGCUUGUGGAGUAGAACUGGGACAUCUCCGACACUAUCUGCAGCAUCCUCCCUUGGUCUAUUUUCGGGGGUGGGUUCAGCUGGAUCAUCAGGGGCAUCUUCUCCCGUAGACUGGAACACCGGUAGCUCAAUGCGGGACUUUGAUUACAACAACAUAGAUUGGACUUUGGAUAGAGGUUCGUCAAGGCCCAAUGGACUUUGGCUGGGGUUGACCUCUUUCAUGAAGAACAGCCCAAAUCUCUACGAGUCAAAAGCUUCUAGGGUGGGGGCUCAACCUGCCAUGAGAUCAGCUUCCACUAAUGUGAAUGGUGUUUCCAUUGUGGGACUGCAGGAUGGUGGAGCUGCUAGAACUGAAACAUCGUCGUCUGGUUCUCGGGACUGGACGUCUCCGUUUGAAGGGGAGGAUCUGUUUAGCUUGCCCAGGCAGUUUGUUUCUUCUCCUUCUCUUUAGGCGAGGAAGUAUUUCAAUGAAUAAUAAAAAAAGAAAAAAAAGACAAAAAAAAAGAAAAAAAGACAAAACGGACGUGCGUGGAUUUCAUGUUGGUGUUGGUUCUAAUGAUGCUGCAGUGUUGAUUGUUGGUGGAUCAUCUUUAGUGAAAAAGCAUCUAAAAAGUCCUUUGCUUAAUUUUUUUAUUUCCUUUUGUGCAUUACAUUUCUGCAUAUCACAAGUGGGGGAAAGAUUAAGAAUAAAAGAGCGUUAUCAUAGUAACCCAAGGCAAAAUCGCAUUACUAAUUUUCGAUAAUGGUGCAUGAGGAUGAGUCAGGGGGUUGGAGUACAUUGGAUUUUAUUUGAUCAUUCUAACGAAAAGGAAUUUUAUAAGGGAAAAAUAAAAAGAAAAAAGAAAUAUUUCGAAUUGAAAUGUAUAAAUACAGAACCAACAAGAGCAAGAGACGAUUUCGUUCUAGUGUAAUUUGCUAACAACGAUUUAUUUCUUCUGAAGUUUUCCACGACCAUCAAUAAGUAGAAAACUAAAAAAUGCCACUCAUCCCUACCUGGCAAUUCCAAUAAAGUAGCGGUAUGGACGAGAAGUGACAUAUAUACGCUGGUAUGGAUGAGAAGUGAGAAAGCAGGGAUGAGGUCAAAUAUACUCUCAAACCAAGCAGGCAUGAGGUCAAAUAUACUCUGUUUUUCAAACCAAGCAGAGUAUGGAUGAUUGAAUAUUUUCCCCACAAGAAGAAAGAACAUUGAUUGUUGAUUCUCAUACAAGGGCAAAAGCCUAAAGCGAUUUCAUUCUCAAUUCAUUUAUUCAAUACUAGUACCGCUUCAAUUGAGAUCUUCAUUUAUUUAUUUUUUUCACGGACAGUAUUUACAAAAAAGAAAAAUAAGUUGGAAAUUGAAUGGAUAAAAAUGUCCAUCGUGUUUCCUAUGAGGAUGCAUUACUCAAUUGACUGGGAAAAAUCCGUCUGUGGGCUAGAAGCAGUUUUUGAAGCAGGUUCUUUGUACCACUCAUUUUCUUCACGGGUGAGAAAAUUGGCCUCUG